Molecule: messenger RNA, 2641 nt
Organism: Fimicolochytrium jonesii
Lineage: Eukaryota; Fungi; Chytridiomycota; Chytridiomycetes; Spizellomycetales; Powellomycetaceae
Exons: 4
Coding region: 431-2641 (736 amino acids)
Biological process (GO): phosphorylation; regulation of DNA-templated transcription; phosphorelay signal transduction system
Molecular function (GO): phosphorelay sensor kinase activity
Source: RefSeq, a predicted model, not a curated record
GAAGAGACGACGGAGAAGCGAAAGAUACACAGAAGAGAGCCACGAUGCUUCCCUUCGCAAUUCUCAAACUCAAACUCACCGCAUACUCGACGCAACAAACAGCGAGGAAGGAGAGUGAAAAGAAACACCAGUGGGACCUACCGAAUUUGUCUUCUCAAGAUACGGCGAACGACACCCCCAUUGCGUCCGGUUAAACAGUAACCGCCAUUACCAUUGCCGUGCCCGUCGACCUCUUCGCCCCCAGAAACUCAACAGUGCAAGAGAGUAUCUCUUACCUUUGAACUUUGAACCAGGCCAUAGAAGCGUUUCCGAGGAAGCCGGACUAUCAUCAAUCAAUCCCUUAGCACUGCGCCUUCGGGAAGCUAUCCGGCGCUUUCCUUUUGCUCACUCCCAGAUAUAUGAACCGGGGAGAACUUCAUCUUUCAGCAGUAUGGUGACUGCUUCAACGAAGACACCUGCGAACAUGCUCGAAAGUCCAGCGGAAGUCGCACCAGGCGUCACAUUUGCCGCCCUGGUGGAAUCCUCCCCGCAAGGCAUCGUAGUCUACGAUGCCCUCGGCACCAUCCACUACUGGUCCGCCGGCGCAACAUGCAUCUUCAAAUACAGCAAAGAAGAGGCUGUCGGGCAAAACUUUGUCUCACUGAUCUGCCCACCCACCCACGAAGAGAAAGCACGACAGGCGCAAUUAAGCGAUCUGAUCAAGAGCGGGCGGAACAUCGUCGUGCCCGUUAGCGCCAAAAACGGCCUCGAGUUUCCGGUCCGGGUGCACACGGUCCCCAUUGGCGAGCAGUACGUCACCUACGUCUCGCUCAUCGAGUCCAAAGAGGCCGCGAUGAUCCUCAGAAGCAACUACACCUACGCGCUGAAAGACGUGGAGGGCAGAUAUACGGACGUCAGCGACACCUUCGCGACGCUCGUCGGCGUGCCCCGGUCCGAGAUGAUCGGCAAGCGGGAUCUCGACUAUUUUGGCGAGAAAGUGUGGGCGUACCUCCGCCCUGACGACGUGGCGGCGAUGAAGGGGAAGAAGAUGGUGGUCUCGGAGGAGCAUGUCGAGAUGCCGGAUGGGAAUACAAAUGUGUAUUUUGUGUGCAGGGUGCCCGAGAUUGAUCAUGCGACGGGCGAGUGUGUGGGGUUGGGCGUUAUUGGACAUGAUAUUACGGAGUAUGUACGCACCCGCGAGAGGGCUUCGGAGUUGGAGAAGGCGCAAUUGAAGUUGAGCGAGCAGCUUGCGCUGCAGUCUAGUCAAAUGAAGUCGAACUGGAUGGCACGCAUGAGCCAUGAAGUUCGAACCCCUAUCAACGGAAUCAUGGGUCUCAACGAUCUACUUCUCGGCACCCGUCUGGACAACGAACAAAGAGACUAUGCGCAGGAGGUCGAACGCUCCUGCCGCGCACUCACGCUCAUCGUCGAUGAUAUCCUCGACUUCUCCAAAAUCGAAGCCGGCCGCGUAACCCUCGACGUCCUCACCGUCGACCUGCACGAAUUCCUCCGCGACACCGCCGCCAUCUUCCGCCCACUCGCCCACCAAAAGAACCUCACCUUCACAUGCACCACCACGCCGCUCGCACCACCCCACACGCCCUUCGUCAAAAUCGACCCAUUACGAUUACGCCAAUGCCUAUCCAAUCUCGUCGCCAACGCCAUCAAGUUUACAUUGCACGGCAGUGUCGUGGUGGAUACGCGACUCGCGGACGGGAUGCUGGUGUUUGAAGUGCGGGAUACAGGGAUUGGAGUCGAGGAGGAGACGGUCAAGUGUAUCUUUGAGCCGUUUACGCAGGCGGAGGGGUCGACUACACGGAGGUUUGGAGGGAGUGGGUUGGGUCUUACGAUUGCGAAGGAGCUGGUGGCGCUUAUGGGUGGGGAUAUCACCGUUCUCAGUUCGGUGGGGAAAGGCAGCACUUUCACGUUACGGGUGCCGUAUGUUGAGGGGGUGGUGCCGAAGGGAGCUGAGGACGCACCGAAUGGGGUGACGGAAGCGAAUGGAGUCGCAAAUGCGACUGCAAACGAGACUGCAAACGAGGCGAAGGGCAGUACUGCGGACACGCCGGGUCAUACAAAUGGAUUUGCCCACGCGAAUGGGACCGGCGGUCCGACGACGGAAGCGAAACCUGAAACACAGGCCAAACCACGCAGGUUGAGAAGAGGCAGCUCGUCUGGAAGCGUUACGGGAUUGUCGAUUUUGGUCGCUGAGGAUAAUCCCACGAACAUUAAAAUCAUAACCCGCGUCCUCACCAACCUCGGCCACACCCCCACCAUAACCACCAACGGCCUCGCCUGCCUCCAAACCCUCCAAUCCUCCCCACCCCACACCUUCAACCUGAUCCUCAUGGACAUCUCGAUGCCGAUCAUGGACGGCUACACCUCAGCAACCCACAUCCGGGCGCUGCCGGCGCCGUGGAGCGAGGUUGCGAUUGUCGCGGUGACGGCCAAUGCGUUGCCGGAUGAGCGGCAGAGGUGUCUUGGCGUCGGGAUUGAUGAGUAUGUGGCCAAGCCGGUGGGGAGGAAGGGGUUGGAGGAGGUGUUGGAGAGGUGGGGGAGGGGGCGGGGGAGGGGUUGGAGGAAGUGUAAGGAGGUUGGGGUGGUGGAGGACGAGCCCGGGGAGGACGGGAUGGUGGAACGGAUGAAGGCGAUGGGGGUUUGA